CACCCUCUUCGCUAGUCAGUCACGGACCGUUACAUCCACCGCAGCCAGAACGACUCGAGAAUCAUGGUCCUGAAGCAAGCGUUUGUUCUUACAUUUGCGAUCGUUUUCUGCUCGUUGCAACUGGCCAGUGCCGAUGAGGAUUGCAAAAAUCUUAUGGAUAAGGGCGACAAAAUUGACGACUGCUGCCAGUUGGAGUCUAUAAUCCCGAUGAACGAAGCGGAUAAUUGCUCGUCAGCUGCUGACGACGCAUCCCACCCGCGGGAGAAAAUUUCGUGCAUUGUGCAAUGUGAACUGCAAUCGCUCGGUGUGAUGAACGGAAAGCAACUCGUGCCGGAAAAGGUGCUCGAGUACGCCAACCGGCUCGAUGGGGAUUGGAAGGAAAAAGCGGUCGAGAUAGCGAACACGUGCAACGAGCGACUCGACAAUGCGAAGGAUCAUAUCGACGCGAAGGUUCAGGACAAAGAUUGUUCACCGAUCGGUGGUUUUCUUCUGGGGUGCAUCAUGAAGCAUACGUUCGAUGGAUGCCCGGCCGACAAAUGGCAGAACACCGAUUUUUGCAAUAAGCUCAAGAGUGGAGAAUGCUUCAAGCAACGUGGCCGGCAGCCGUAAUAGCUUGUGUGUAAAAGCGGAAUUAUUCCUGAUAUCCAACGAAACCGGAAAACUUGAGACCGAUAAAAAUGAAUAAAUACCACACCA
This is a messenger RNA of Anopheles coustani, 696 nucleotides long. RefSeq lists its product as uncharacterized. The record is from RefSeq and is a predicted model, not a curated record. Lineage: Eukaryota; Metazoa; Arthropoda; Insecta; Diptera; Culicidae. The transcript is spliced from 5 exons. Bases 64 to 609 code for a protein of 181 amino acids. Gene Ontology annotation, molecular function: odorant binding.